Molecule: messenger RNA, 3276 nt
Organism: Nycticebus coucang (slow loris)
Lineage: Eukaryota; Metazoa; Chordata; Mammalia; Primates; Lorisidae
Gene: PTPRR
Product: protein tyrosine phosphatase receptor type R
Exons: 14
Coding region: 247-2220 (657 amino acids)
Biological process (GO): protein dephosphorylation
Molecular function (GO): protein tyrosine phosphatase activity
Source: RefSeq, a predicted model, not a curated record
CCUCCUCGGAGCGCCUCGGCCCCGCCCGGCGUCUGUCCCCGCACCCGCAUCCUCCUGGCCGCGUCUUAGGGAGGUGGAGCUGGUGCCGUUUUCUGCCAGGCGCCACAGACCGCUCUGCAACCCCCCGCCGAGGACCUGCGAACGGAUCUAGAGACCAGAAACCCCUUGGCGGUGGCUCUUUCUGGUAGCACUUUGCCCGAAGUGGGGUUGCCGCGGAGUUUCUCCUGGCCUCUCCAUGCAGACACCAUGCGGAGAGCAGUGUGCUUCCCUGCUCUGUGCCUGCUCCUGCAUCUGCACGCCGCAGGGUGUUUUUCAGGACAUAAUGACCACCUUCUGGCGAUUAAUCAGAAGAGUGGGAAGCCAACAUUCGUUUAUCACCAUUCACGAGGCAUUAAGAAGAGCCUGGCCAUAGCUCCACAGAAGAUAUACAGACAUGGCCACCCUUCCUCCUCUGAGACUCAGGCAAGCACACGCCACCACAUUGUUAACUCAGCAUUUCCUAGACCUGAGUAUGAGCCAUCUCUCGAUCUGCUGGCCAUGGCUGGGCAAGACCUUGAGGUGGAAAACCUCCCGAUCCCAGCAACGAACGUAAUUGUGGUGACACUGCAAAUGGAUGUCAAUAAGCUAAACAUUACCUUGCUUCGGAUAUUCCGCCAAGGAGUGGCAGCAGCAUUAGGACUCCUGCCCCAGCAAGUCCACAUCAACCGCCUCAUUGGGAAGAAGAACAAUGUUGAACUAUUUGUGUCUCCCAUAAACCGAAAAACAGGAAUUUCAGAUGCUCUGCCCUCUGAAGAAGUCCUGCGUUCACUUAACAUCAAUGUUUUGCAUCAGAGUUUAUCCCAGUUUGGAAUCACAGAAGUCUCCCCCGAGAAAAAUGUUUUACAAGGGCAACAUGAAGCAGACAGAAUCUGGAGCAAAGAAGGAUUUUAUGCCGUUGUCAUUUUUCUCAGCAUCUUUGUUAUUAUAGUAACGUGUUUGAUGAUUCUUUACAGAUUAAAAGAAAGAUUUCAGCUUUCCCUGAGACAAGAUAAAGAGAAAAACCAGGAAAUCCACCUGUCGCCCAUCACAUUACAGCCAGCACAGUCUGAGGCAAAGACAGGCCACAGCAUGGUCCAGCCUGAGCAGGCCCCCAGGGUGCUGAACGUUGUCGUGGACCCCCAAGGCCGAUGCACCCCUGAGACCAAAGCUACCACCUCUACCUCGGUCUGCCCUUCUCCUUUCAAAAUGAAGCCUAUAGGACUGCAGGAGAGACGAGGGUCCAACGUAUCUCUCACCCUGGACAUGAGUAGCUUGGGGAACGUUGAACCCUUUGUGGCUGUUCCAACCCCUCGGGAGAAGGUGGCAAUGGAGUACCUGCAGUCUGCCAGCCGAAUUCUCACCAGGUCACAGCUGAGAGACGUCGUGGCAAGUUCACGUUUACUCCAAAGUGAAUUCAUGGAAAUACCCAUGAAUUUUGUGGAUCCCAAAGAAAUUGACAUUCCACGUCAUGGAACUAAAAAUCGCUAUAAGACCAUCUUGCCAAAUCCCCUCAGCAGAGUCUGUUUAAGACCAAAAAAUGUAACUGAUUCAUUGAGCACCUACAUUAAUGCUAAUUAUAUUAGGGGCUACAGUGGCAAGGAGAAAGAAUUCAUUGCCACACAGGGCCCUAUGAUCCACACCGUGAAUGAUUUCUGGCAGAUGGUUUGGCAGGAAGACAGCCCCGUGAUUGUUAUGAUCACAAAACUCAAAGAAAAAAAUGAGAAAUGUGUGUUGUAUUGGCCAGAAAAAAGAGGAAUAUAUGGGAAGGUUGAAGUUCUGGUUGUCAGUAUAAACGAAUGUGAUAACUACACCAUUCGAAACCUCGUCUUAAAGCAAGGAAGUCACACCCAGCAUGUGAAGCAUUACUGGUACACCUCAUGGCCCGAUCACAAGACUCCAGACAGCGCUCAGCCCCUCCUACAGCUCAUGCUGGAUGUAGAAGAAGACAGACUUACUUCUAAGGGCCGAGGGCCUGUGGUUGUCCACUGCAGUGCGGGGAUAGGAAGAACAGGCUGUUUUAUUGCUACAUCCAUUGGCUGCCAACAGUUGAAAGAAGAAGGCGUUGUCGACGUGCUAAGGAUCGUCUGCCAGCUCCGUGUGGACAGAGGGGGAAUGGUCCAAACCAGCGAGCAGUACGAGUUCGUGCAUCAUGCUCUGUGCCUGUACGAGAGCAGACUCGCAGCGGAAACGGUCCCAUGCUGACCAUCAAUCUCGGGGUGAUUAGUCACAGCACACACCCCAGGCUUCUGGAAGGAGUUUCCUGCAAUGGAAGAAAAGAGAAGCUCUGAAGCCAAGCUGUGCCAUGGGUUGUGGAAGACUGGGCAGCGUGGUUAAGCUUGCCUGCCCCUUGUGUAUGUGAAUGCCUUUCUGAGCAUCCCUAAGCUACUGAUAUUUUGAAGGUCCUAGGCUGACAGAUUUCUCAUGUAGCCUAGGGUGGAUUUCAUUUGUCUUUGCUGACUCUCUGCCACAUGGAAUGUAUGUAUGGAAUAUUCAGUGACGAAUGUCCUCAGAGGAUGACUGGAAGGGCUGCUGAAGACAUUCUGAUUGUUGUUUAGAUGCUUUAAUGUUUUCAAAAUAUGUCUCGUGAUGGACUGUCAGCUGUUUAACUGUUCCUGUUUUAAGUGCUAUUACCUUUCUCAGUUACCAGAAUCUUGCUGCUAAGUGAUUGAUAAUGGAUUUUUAACAAAUAAGUCUUUGUUUAAAAAAAAAAUCAAAAGCAGUGACUAUUUUAUAUGGAGAUGUGUCUUGAGAAUAUUACCUAUUAAGUAUGUAUUUAUAGCACUUCCUCUCCAUCAACUCCAGAGCACAAUUACUGUCAUUGGAUAGAUGUAUAUUUACUCUAUUAUUAGGCAUAAAGGUGACUUCUGCUCCAGAAUUCCAUCUACUAUAUUUCUACAUUGUGGGUUGUUUUACUUUAAAAAGGAAAAACAAAUUUGUAGUAACUCAAAGUAUCAAGAAUUUUAACUAAUGGUCUCUCUUUUACUAAGAAGGGAUUUCUGAAUAUGUUGUCUUCCUGGAAUCUCUCUCCCAGUAAAAGGCAGAUGCCUUCGGGAACACUGUAACCCAUCCCAUUUCCAGAAGUUCUUAUAAAGAUGCUGCUGUGUCUGUCCUUCCGUUUCUGAAAGGUUUGAAUCCUCCAGAGAUAAAGUAACUACCCUCAGAAAACAUGAGAUGUUCUGCUCAAAUAUGAAUUUUUAAUGCAGCAAAGCCAACGUCGUUUCAUACUGCCAAUAAACUGCUCUUAAUAUGAAAUACUGA